This is a messenger RNA of Chanos chanos (milkfish), 1719 nucleotides long. It is a transcript of the gene xkr6a, whose product is annotated as XK, Kell blood group complex subunit-related family, member 6a. Gene Ontology annotation, biological process: apoptotic process involved in development; engulfment of apoptotic cell; phosphatidylserine exposure on apoptotic cell surface. The record is from RefSeq and is a predicted model, not a curated record. NCBI's taxonomy places the organism in Eukaryota, Metazoa, Chordata, Actinopteri, Gonorynchiformes, Chanidae. Gene Ontology annotation, cellular component: plasma membrane. The coding region runs from base 1 to 1719 and encodes 572 amino acids. The transcript has 3 exons.
AUGGCAGCAAAAUCGGAUGGCGUGGGGGUCGUUACCGGUUUCGCCCAACUACACAACCUGGACGAAACGGUAGGGAACGGUGACGAGGAUGCUGUGGACAGUGCCGCUAUACACAUCUGCCACUGCUGCAACUCAUCGUCUUGUUAUUGGGGCUGCAGAAGCGCCUGCUUGCAAACUCUCCUGGGGAAGGGGAACGGAGGCAGGCGGCCGCAGCAGGGGGAGCGCCUGUGGUUGGACUGUCUUUGGAUCGUUUUGGCAUUGCUGGUCUUUUUUGGGGACGUGGGUACAGAUUUGUGGUUAGCCAUAGACUACUAUUCCAAGCGAGAUUAUUUGUGGUUUGGGCUUACCCUUUUCUUUGUGCUCGUUCCUUCGGUGCUGGUCCAAAUUUUAAGCUUCAGGUGGUUCGUUCAGGACUACACUGGGGGCGGGUUGGGGGCAGUUGAGGGACUCAGCCGGAGAGCCACCGCUGGAUUAACCACGGGCAUCUACGGCAGGGAUAGAUGCUGUCAAAUCUCUGUUUGGAUGUGGCAGGUUUUUAUACACCUUAUACAAAUGGGACAAGUGUGGAGGUACAUCCGCACCAUGUACUUGGGCAUACAGAGCCGGAGGCAGAAAGAACACAGAAGGCGUUUUUACUGGGCCAUGAUGUAUGAGUACGCUGACGUCAACAUGCUCCGCCUGCUGGAAACCUUCCUGGAGAGUGCUCCCCAACUGGUGCUCCAGAUCUGUAUCAUGAUCCAGAAAAACCGGGCUGAGACCUUACAAUGUGUGUCUUCUUUUGCAUCUCUCUUCUCCCUGGCCUGGGUGCUAGCUUCCUACCACAAGCUUCUACGUGACUCUCGAGAUGACAAGAAAAGCAUGAGCUAUCGGGGGGCUCUGAUCCACAUCUUCUGGAGGCUUUUUACCAUCUCUUCACGGGUGCUAUCUUUUGCCCUGUUUGCCUCCAUAUUCCACAUCUACUUUGGCAUCUUUGUGGUUGUGCACUGGUGUGCUAUGGCUUUCUGGAUAGUGCAUGGAGGCACAGACUUCUGCAUGUCCAAAUGGGAGGAAGUUCUCUUCAAUAUGGUGGUUGGCAUUGUCUACAUCUUCUGCUGGUUCAACGUUAAGGAGGGUCGGACCCGUUACCGUAUGGCAAUCUACUAUUUUGUGGUGCUGGCUGAGAAUACAGUGCUUACCUGUCUGUGGUACGCCUACAGGGACCCUGCCACCACCGACUCCUACGCGGUGCCUGUUCUCUGUGGGGUCUACUUGAGCUUUGCAUCUGGAGUGGUCUUCAUGGGCAUCUACUAUGGGGUUCUUCACCCCAUGGGGCCCAAAGUGAGGUUGUUGGCUAGCUCCUGCUGUGCUGAACUCCUCUGGGGUCUUCCCUUACCCCCCGAAGCGGAGCCCAUGGCACCCACUCCAGGGCCUACCCCAACGCGAGCCUCCACGGGCGACUACACUCAGCAGGACGAAACUGCAGCAGAUACAUGCCUGCCUGUGUUCCAGGUGCGAUCCACUGAGCCUAUUACACCUAUGGGCCGCCACAGGCUAGAGGGUCCCCUCAUCAAGAUUGACAUGCCUAGGAAACGCUACCCAGCGUGGGACGCUCAUUUUGUGGACCGGCGCCUGAGGAGAACUAUAAACAUCCUGCAGUUCAUCACCCCCGCAGCUGUAGGGAUCAGGUACAGGGACGGGCCCCUGCUUUAUGAGCUCCUGCAGUAUGAGUCCUCCCUGUGA